CCGUAUGAUAAUACUUUAGAUUACCCGUUGCGAUUUCAGUUUCACCACGUUGCUUGAGGUGUGUUGACUUAGUCGCGGAUAUCUAUAUUAAGUUGCCAAGUAACAUCUACCGCGAACAUGGAUCGUGACGUGAAGGGAAAAGUUGCAGUCAUAACUGGAGCCGCCGACGGUCUCGGCUUGGCUAUGGCUAAGAGCUUUCUGCAGAAAGGUGCUAAGCUCGUGGUGGGACUGGAUGUCAACGAGGAACAGGGAAAAAAAUCAGAAGCAUCCUUGAGAUCAGAAUUUGGGAACGACAGGGUUGUCUUCUACAAAUGUAACGUACAAACGGAUCUGGAAACUAUUUACAACAAAAUCAUUAGUGAAUACAAAAACAUCGACCUGCUCAUAAACAAUGCAGGUGUACUUGAUGAAUUAAACAUCAGGCGAACGAUUGAAGUAAACACCAUAGCCCUGAUGGAAUGGACUGUGAAAUUCUAUGAGUACAUGAGAAUUGACAAAGGUGGGAAAGGUGGAACCAUAAUAAAUGUAUCAUCAAUCUACGGUUUUAGAGUGCUUCCCUAUAUUCCUUAUUACCAUGCAUCCAAGUUUGCUGUUAUCGGAUUCUCGAAAUCUCUCGGCCAUGAGGAUAAUUUCAAGAGGACGGGCGUUCGCGUAGCUACUCUGUGUCCAGGUUUGACAUACACGAAUAUGGCUAACCAUCCAAAGAUAAAGGAAGAAGAAAUGAUGCCUCAGCUGGAAGUUUGCUUGAUGGCACACGAUUGGCAGGAUCCUGAAGAUAUCGGUAGGGGUACGGUCGAGAUUUUUGAAAAAGCUGAUAGUGCGUCUGUAUGGCUUGUAGAGGGUAGGAGACCGGCUGAAAAAUUGAAGUUUUGAGUUGGAAGUCGCUUAAUAUCUUUCUUGUAUUAAAAACAAAAAAAAAAUUACUGACUUUUCUUUGUCACUGAAACUAAUUACCGAGUAAUUGGUAAUUUACUACAAGAUUUAUGCAGAAAUUAGUUUUGCUACAUACACGUAAUUUAUGUGCAUUUAUAAGCGUAUUAAGUCUCUACCGAUUUAGGUACUCGUAUGUAGUAAAAAUAUUCACAGAAAUUGUUGUUAACACAACCAUAAUAUUCUACAAUUUACGUGUAAGACAAGUUUGUUUUCCUUUAUCUUUAAAUACUUAGCAUUUUAACCUUU
Molecule: messenger RNA, 1179 nt
Organism: Pararge aegeria (speckled wood butterfly)
Lineage: Eukaryota; Metazoa; Arthropoda; Insecta; Lepidoptera; Nymphalidae
Product: 15-hydroxyprostaglandin dehydrogenase [NAD(+)]-like
Exons: 2
Coding region: 118-873 (251 amino acids)
Cellular component (GO): cytoplasm
Molecular function (GO): oxidoreductase activity, acting on the CH-OH group of donors, NAD or NADP as acceptor
Source: RefSeq, a predicted model, not a curated record